This is a messenger RNA of Phragmites australis (common reed), 3446 nucleotides long. Its product is annotated as homeobox-leucine zipper protein ROC7-like. Gene Ontology annotation, molecular function: lipid binding; DNA binding; DNA-binding transcription factor activity, RNA polymerase II-specific. The transcript is spliced from 8 exons. The record is from RefSeq and is a predicted model, not a curated record. NCBI's taxonomy places the organism in Eukaryota, Viridiplantae, Streptophyta, Magnoliopsida, Poales, Poaceae. Gene Ontology annotation, biological process: regulation of DNA-templated transcription. The coding region runs from base 381 to 2750 and encodes 789 amino acids.
UCCCGUUUCUUCCUCCUCUCUUCCACUCCAUCGAUCCCCCCAUCUCCAUCACCGCCCUCCAUCCCUUCCUCUCUGCGCGCGGCAGUGCUCGCUUGCUUCUCCGACCUCGUCUGAUCACUGUACUCUCCCUCUCUCUUUCUCUUUCUGACGAUCGACGAGCGAUCGAGUCGACAUACAUGUAGAAGAGCAGAUCAGCCAGCCAGGGGUCGCAGAGGCUGCGGGAAGGUAGAUCUAAGCUUGGGAAAGGAAGGAGGAGGAGGUGGAGAGAUAGAGAGAGGGGCAGGCGCGUGCGUGUGCAUGGUGAGGUUCUAGGGUUUGUGGAAGGAGCUAGGCGGAGGAGACUAGCUAGCUUGCAAUAGCAACUGGCAAGUGGUAGAGCUAUGCCCGGAGGGUUGAUGAUCCCCGGCCGGAACAUGCCGACGGCGGCCAUGAUCGGCGGCCUCGCCAGCUACGCCGCCUCCCUCGGCCAGAACAUGUUCGAUGGGCAGCAUCAGCUGCCGGUGCUUCAGCAGCAGCAGCAACAGAACCAUGGCCAGCAGCAGCUGCAGAAGGCGGCCACCAGCGAGAGCGACGCGCGCGGCCCGCGGCACGACGAGUUGUUCAUGGAGAGCAAGUCCGGCAGCGACAACCUGGAGGGCGGCGGCGGGUCGGGCGGCUCCGGCGGCGAGGAGCUGCAGGAGGAGGAGGACCUCAGCCUGCAGCGGCCCCGCAAGAAGCGCUACCACCGCCACACCCAGCACCAGAUCCAGGAGCUCGAAGCUUUCUUCAAGGAAUUCCCGCACCCUGACGACAAGCAGAGGAAGGAGCUGAGCCGGGAGCUGGGGCUGGAGCCUCUCCAGGUCAAGUUCUGGUUCCAGAACAAGCGCACCCAGAUGAAGACGCAGCAGGAGCGGCAGGAGAACACGCAGCUGCGCACCGAGAACGAGAAGCUGCGCGCCGAGAACGCGCGCUACAAGGACGCGCUCGCCAACGCCGCAUGCCCCAACUGCGGCGGCCCCGCCACGGCCGUCAUCGGCGAGAUGUCCUUUGACGAGCACCACCUCCGCCUCGAGAACGCACGCCUCCGAGACGAGAUCGACCGCAUCUCCGCCAUCGCCGCCAAGUACGUCGGCAAACCCGCCGCCGGCCUGCCCAACUCAUCGAACAUCUCCUCCUCGGCCGCCGCCGCCGCGCCGUACCAGCCGCCGCUCUCCUCCCAUCUCCUCAUGUCCGGCGCUGGCAUCUUCGGCGCCAGCGAGUUCCACCACGGCGCCGCGGCCGGGUUCGACAAGCCACUGGUGAUCGAGCUCGCCGUGGCUGCCAUGGAGGAGCUGGUGCGCAUGGCCCAGCUCGGCGAGCCGCUCUGGGUCCCCGCCCUCGUCGACGGCGCCGCCACCGAGGCGCUCAACGAGGAGGAGUACGAGCGCUCAUUCCCCAGGGGCGUCGGCCCCAAGUCGCCGGAACUCCGCUCGGAGGCCUCGCGGGAGACCGUCGUCGUCAUCUUGAACCACAUCAGCCUCGUCGAGAUGCUCAUGGACGUGAACCAAUGGUCGACGCUGUUCUCGAGCAUCGUGUCGCGGGCCGGCACGCUUGAGGUGCUCUCCACCGGCGUCGCCGGCAACUACAACGGCGCGCUGCAGCUGAUGUCGGCGGAGUUCCAGAUGCCGUCGCCGCUGGUGCCGACGAGGGAGAGCCAUUUCGUGCGCUACUGCAAGCAGCACGCGGACGGCAGCUGGGCGGUGGUGGACGUCUCGCUCGACGGGCUGCGCGCCGGCGGGGCGACGGGGGCGCGCGGGCGGCGCCGCCCGUCGGGCUGCCUCAUCCGGGAGAUGCCGAACGGCUACUCCCGGGUGACGUGGGUGGAGCACGUGGAGGCGGACGACGCGAUGGUGCACGACCUGUACCGGCCCCUGGUGAGCUCCGGGCUGGCGUUCGGCGCGCGGCGGUGGGCGGCGGCGCUGGAGCGGCAGUGCGAGCGGCUGGCGAGCGCCAUGGCCAGCGGCGUCCCUGCGGCUCCCGCGGGCGGCGGCUGCGACGCCGGGGUUGUGACGUCGGCGGAGGGGCGGCGGAGCAUGCUCAGGCUGGCCGAGCGGAUGGUAGCGAGCUUCUGCGGCGGCGUGACGGCGUCGACGACGCACCAGUGGACGACGCUGUCGGGGAGCGGCGCCGAGGACGUGCGCGUGAUGACGCGCAAGAGCGUGGACGACCCCGGGCGUCCCCCCGGCAUCAUCCUCAACGCCGCCACCUCCUUCUGGCUCCCCGUGCCCCCCGCGCGCAUCUUCGGCUUCCUCCGCGACGACGCCACCCGCAACGAGUGGGACAUCCUCUCCAACGGAGGCGACGUCCAGGAGAUGGCCCACAUCGCCAACGGCCGCGACCACGGCAACGCCGUCUCUCUCCUCCGCGUCAACAACGCGAACUCGAACCAGAGCAACAUGCUGAUCCUGCAGGAGUGCUGCACGGACGCGACGGGGUCGUACGUGAUCUACGCGCCCGUAGACGUGGUGGCCAUGAACGUGGUGCUCAACGGCGGGGACCCGGACUACGUGGCGCUGCUGCCGUCCGGCUUCGCCAUCCUGCCCGACGGGCCGGGUGCGGGCGGCGGCGGGUCUCUCCUCACCGUGGCGUUCCAGAUCCUGGUCGACUCCGUGCCCACCGCCAAGCUCUCGCUGGGCUCCGUCGCCACCGUCAACAGCCUCAUCUCCUGCACCGUCGAGCGCAUCAAGGCCGCCGUCGCCGCCGACAACGCUGCCGGCGGCGCCCCUCGGUGACCGAACCCGUCCACCAUCAUUCCCAAUGGAGAUAAAUCUGGGGAGGGAUGAAGAGCGGGUUGAAUCAAACUAAAAUUUGUGAGGAUUUAGCAAUAUGGGGAGUCAAGAACGCACCGCGUACUCUCCUUGCAAAGUGUUGCUUUCGAUUCAGAAUUAGCGAGGGAGCAACACUUUGCAAGGGGGUUGGUUCGGGCAUUGACUUCUCCUCUUUCUCUCUCUCCGAUCGACCUGCCAGGCUCUCUCCAGAAACUCCAUGGGUUGUAGAAGCUCAGCUAGCAGCUAGACAAUGCAAGCCAUGCAAACUUUUUAAUCUGACUAUGUUGUAAUGUGUUUGUACCCGUGUCUUGGUAUUCAUCUCUCUCUCUCUCUCUCUCUCUCUCUAGUUUCUUUCUCUGCAUGAAUGGAGGUUAAUUUGACUUGAGUUUGGAGUUGGCGAUUGCAAACUCAAGUUUGAACCCGUUAAUUGGACUGCCUUUUCUUCUUCCAUCCAUUCCAUCUGGUUUCGACCGUUCGUUGGCAUCAUCUCUUCUUUGUCGCGGAAAUGUAGUUGAGAUCGUGCUAGAGCAAAACACUUGACCCGGAAAGCUCCCAAACUUUCCGGACAGCUUGAGGGCUCAACCACUGAAUAUGUUCUCAUAUCAGAUUGCAGUCAAAUGCAGCAACUGGUUCAGUAAGAGGUCCAAUUAGGUUACCUAU